UGGCUCCAUUGAAGGUUGUGACUCUUCCUAGAUUAGAACUCUGUGCUAUACAACUCUUAGCUAAGCUAAUGCAUCGAGUGAAUCAACAAUUGCAAAUAAAUAAAGAAGACAUCUUAGCUUGGUCAGAUUCAACUAUAGCUUUGUCUUGGAUUAAAAGUGAGCCUAGAAAUUGGAAAACUUUCGUAGCAAACCGAGUAAGUGAGAUUCAGACUUAUCUUCCUCCACAACACUGGAAGCACGUUAAAUCCAAAGAUAAUCCUGCAGACUAUGCGUCACGUGGGCUUAACCCAGCUACGUUAAACUCGUGUGAUCAAUGGUGGAAUGGACCAAAGUUUCUUUACGAUGAGGAGGUAACUUGGAAAGUAAAUACAAUCAAUUAUUUUGAUGUUAAGGAAGAAAGAAAGAAGACAAUGGUCGCUUUAACAGGCAAAACUGAGAUUGAAGAUCCUUUGAAUAUAAGAAAAUCAUCUUCAUGGUUAAAACUUCAACGCAUCCUUGCUUACUGCAGAAGAUUUAUCAACAACUGUAAGAAAGAAAAGAAAAACAGACAAAUAGGACAAUUAACUCCAACAGAAACAAAACAUUCAGCGAUCUGCAUUAUUCGACAUGUACAGCAGGUUUGCUUUAGAGAUGUUUUUGAAGCAAUUAAAACAAAUAACUCAAAGCACAGAUUACGCGCACUCGCACCAUUUGUUGAUGAGCAGUGCUGUCUUCGAGUUGGAGGUAGACUGCAGAAUGCAAAUAUCAGUUUUGAUGCAAAACAUCCACUACUGUUACCAGAGAAACACCAUCUCACAAAAAUCAUCGUGCAAUAUUUUCACAAGUUGCUGUUUCAUCCGAGCAUUAAUCUUUUGAUAGCUCAAAUUCGACAACUGUUCUGGAUUCCGCAUACUCGAACUUCAGUAAAGAGGUAUACUAAAGACUGUAUGGCUUGUUUUCGAGAUCGAGCUUCGGAAGAAAGUCAACAAAUGGGUGUCCUUCCACAAUAUCGUGUUCAGCAACUGCGACCUUUUUCGAAGGUUGGAAUAGAUUACGCAGGACCAUUUCCUAUUAAGGUGUCACAUGGAAGAACAACAAAACACUGGAAAUCAUAUUUAGCGUUAUUUAUCUGUAUGACUACAAAAGCAGUCCAUCUUGAAGUCGUAAGUGAUUUAACAACUGCAGCUUUUAUAGCAGCUUUGAGAAGGUUUACUUCAAGAAGAGGUAAGCCCACUGAUAUAUUUAGUGACAAUGGCACAAACUUUGUCGGUGCUAACAAUGAGCUUCGAGAGUUACUGCAAUUUUUGAAUAAAGACAGUACUAAACAGGAAGUUAUUUCAACUAGUUGUAAUCAAGGUAUAAACUGGCACUUUAUUCUUCCUCAUUCCCCACAUUUUGGCGGAUUAUGGGAAUCAAAUAUCAAAUCUGCUAAGAAACAUAUGAGAAGAAUCAUAGGCAAUCAAAUUCUUACUUAUGAAGAAUUAACCACUGUAUUUAAUCAAAUUGAAGCUUGUUUGAAUUCGCGACCUCUGACACCAAUCACUGAAGAUCCAAAUGAACUAUCAGCAUUAACUCCAGCGCACUUCCUUCUUGGGGAAGCCCUAACUUCUUUACCAGAACCUGAUCUUCAGCAUAUUAAGUUGAAUCAAUUAUCUCGAUGGCAGUUACUCCAGCGCAUGGUGCAAGACAUUUGGAAACGUUGGCAUUUGGAGUACCUGAGCCAACUACAAAAUAGACCAAAAUGGACAGAAAAAAGAAGAAACCUGCAGUACAAUGAUUUAGUUCUUGUCAGAGAAAAGAGUAUGCCACCUACAAAGUGGAUUUUGGCUAGAAUUAUAAGAACUCACCCUGGUAAGGAUGGACAUGUCAGAGUUGUCGACAUAAAAACAAAGGACGGAAUAUUUACUCGAAACAUCAAUCAGCUAUGUAGAUUGCCUGAAAACUCAAAUAAUCUUGAAAUCUAGGGAUUUCAAGGUGGGCAGGAUGGAUGGUGGGGUGAUGGAUGUUGCCACCCCGCGGACAUUAUGUUUUUUUUUGUUAUUUUCUCAUAUUUAUGUUUUACAAAUUUAUUAUUGUUUAAAUACUCCAUAAUUUAAUUUAUCUAGUUUUUUAUACAUUUUUUUACAACUGUAAUUACUUA
This is a messenger RNA of Centruroides sculpturatus (bark scorpion), 2119 nucleotides long. RefSeq lists its product as uncharacterized. The record is from RefSeq and is a predicted model, not a curated record. NCBI's taxonomy places the organism in Eukaryota, Metazoa, Arthropoda, Arachnida, Scorpiones, Buthidae. Gene Ontology annotation, biological process: DNA integration. Gene Ontology annotation, molecular function: nucleic acid binding. The transcript has a single exon. The coding region runs from base 69 to 1943 and encodes 624 amino acids.